AUGCGCCCCUGCUUCCCCCGCACCGGACACCGGGAUGCUCCCCGCGGCGGCCCGGGGCUCCUUUGUACCUUGCCUGGCUCCGUUCCCCUCCCUUCCCGGCCCCGCUCGCGCCGCGCCCCGGCUCCGCCGCCGGCCGCCUCGCCCCCGCGCCGCUCCCCGCGGCGGAGCAUCCCAGCUGGCGGCAGCUUCCCGGGGUCUACCGGGGCUGCACCCCGCGGGGGCGGCGGGCGUCCCCCGGCGCACUGCACCGGCCGCGGGGAGGGGGCGGCGGGGCCGGCGGCGGUGCCCGGUGCCCGCUCCUUUGUUCGCCGCCGGCGGCCACGGCGGGUCGGCGCUGCUCCGGGCGGGCUCGGCGGCCCCGGCCGCGCUAAGAGCGCACCCCGGCACCGGCCCUGGGGGAUCGGAAGGGCUCGGGGGUUGCCGCAGGAGAGAAGGCGGCGGCGGGAAAGGGGCUCCCCCCGCCAGGGUGCGGGACGGGGGGGCUGUGCCCGAGCCGCCGGUGCCCGUGGGGCGGGGGCCGGAGCUGUGGGAGGCGUGACCGCGGCGCGCGUGGAGCGCCCGGCGCCCACUCCGCGGGCUGUGAGGGGCGCCCCGGGUCCCGCUCGACCCGGGCUGGGGCUGCCACUCUCCCCCCGACCCCUUUUUCCGGAGCAGCGGUGUGUGCCGGAGCCCGGCGGGUUCCCAGGCGUGGCGGCACCUGACUUGCUGGAUCCCAAAUCGGCCACUCAGAACUCCAAACCAAGGUUAUCAUUUUCCACCAAGCCUACCGUGCUCACUUCACGGGAGGAAAGUGAUUCAGCCAUUAAUGUUAUGAAAUGGAAGACAGUCUCAACAAUUUUUCUCGUGGUAGUCGUGUAUUUAAUAAUUGGAGCAACAGUAUUUAAAGCCCUGGAGCAGCCUCAUGAGACCUCCCAGAGAACCACCAUUGUGAUUCAGAAGCAGACGUUUGUAUCUCAGCAUUCCUGUGUGAAUGCAACAGAGCUUGAUGAACUGAUUCAGCAAGUAGUGGCAGCAAUAAAUGCAGGAAUCAUACCUUUAGGAAACACAUCUGCUCAGAUCAGUCACUGGGACUUGGGAAGUUCCUUCUUCUUUGCUGGCACUGUUAUUACCACCAUAGGCUUUGGAAACAUCUCCCCACGCACACAAGGUGGAAAGAUAUUCUGUAUCAUCUAUGCCUUAUUGGGAAUUCCUCUGUUUGGUUUUCUGUUGGCUGGUGUUGGAGAUCAACUAGGGACAAUCUUUGGAAAAGGAAUUGCCAAAGUAGAAGAUACCUUUGUUAAAUGGAAUGUGAGUCAGACCAAGAUUCGCAUCAUUUCAACAAUAAUAUUCAUACUGUUUGGCUGCGUGCUGUUUGUUGCCCUUCCUGCAGUUAUAUUCAAGCACAUAGAAGGCUGGAAUACAUUAGAUGCAAUUUACUUUGUGGUUAUCACUUUAACUACCAUUGGAUUUGGUGACUAUGUUGCAGGGGGAUCAGAUAUUGAAUACCUAGAUUUUUAUAAGCCAGUGGUGUGGUUCUGGAUCCUUGUUGGACUGGCUUACUUUGCAGCUGUCCUCAGCAUGAUUGGAGACUGGCUAAGGGUCAUAUCAAAAAAGACAAAGGAAGAGGUGGGGGAGUUCAGAGCCCACGCUGCAGAGUGGACAGCAAAUGUCACCGCCGAGUUCAAGGAGACUCGAAGGCGCCUGAGCGUGGAGAUCUACGACAAGUUCCAGCGAGCCACCUCCAUCAAAAGGAAGCUCUCUGCAGAACUUGCCGUCAACCACAACCAAGAUCUGACCCCCUGCAAGAGAACACUGUCAGUGAACCACCUGACCAGCGAGAAGGACCUCUUGCCAGCUCUGACAAAGACGGACAGCAUUUACAUGAAUGGUUUGACGCCGCACUGUGCAGCGGAAGAGAUAGCCGUGAUCGAGAACAUUAAGUAG
Molecule: messenger RNA, 1923 nt
Organism: Pyrgilauda ruficollis (rufous-necked snowfinch)
Lineage: Eukaryota; Metazoa; Chordata; Aves; Passeriformes; Passeridae
Gene: KCNK2
Product: potassium two pore domain channel subfamily K member 2
Exons: 7
Coding region: 1-1923 (640 amino acids)
Biological process (GO): stabilization of membrane potential; potassium ion transmembrane transport
Cellular component (GO): membrane
Molecular function (GO): potassium ion leak channel activity; outward rectifier potassium channel activity
Source: RefSeq, a predicted model, not a curated record